ACGCGCGCGCGAAACUGUUGCUUUUUGCUCACUUGUGCGAGAACUUGAUGUCGUGAGAGUGGUACGGGAUAUUGCGUUUGAAGCUGCGCGAAUUUUAACGAUGAUGGAUUUCACGCUGGAACGGUUGCACGUUGAACAAAGAAUCGUUCUCGAAUGCGGCAAAUCCUACACCUGUGGUAGAGGUAAAGGAAAUACAAUUGUAUGCCUUGGUCUACAAGUAUCCCGCGAACACUGUGUUUUCUUCCAUGCUGUAGACAAAUUAUUUGUCACAGAUUUGAAGAGUUCAAAUGGAAUUUUCAUCAAUGGUAUAGUACAGAAACCUUAUCAGAUGGUGCAGCUAUGUCAGAAUGAUAUUAUUGGGAUUGGAUGUGCAGAUAUUAACCCAAGUGAUAGCACAUUAUUUGCAUACAAAGUUUGCAUUACAAGGACAACUGAUCCCAUUGAAGUAAUGAAUACUAGUGAUUUGUCGUCAACAGUUACGAUUUGUGAUACAACAAUGCACCAAAGACGAUCUGAUUCCCAUGUAGAUAUAAAUUCUCGUGUUUUGGGAGAAAAACAUGGAAUCCCCCCAAAUAAUUGUGAUGCAGCGUUGCCAUGUAAAAUACCAAAAUACUUCGAUAAUGAUGAAAAUAACCCUGAUAGUCUUCCUGGUCCUAGUACUAACACAAAUAUUUCGUGCCAUAAUAAUAAAAGUAAUAUAAAUAAUAUAAGAGCUGCAUUUGACACUGCAGUACAUAUAAAGGAGGAAAAUGAUGUUGAAAUAAUUCACACGACAUACCCUGAGAAAAAGGAGUGGGACAUUGGAAGUCAUAUUCUUAAAUAUGAAACGUAUUUAACCGACAACAUAAGACCAAGAGAGAAUUACCAAGCUGACAAGAAAAUGGACAUUGAUGCGGAUAACAAAGCUAAAGAGAGCAGUAGCAAGACUGUAAACAAAGAACAUAUUACGAGAGAAAAAACGGAUAGUUUCGAUAGAACGAAUGACACAGCAUACCCAAAAGGGCCAACAUUUACAUCUAGUGGUGACCAAGUUAUUAAGGUUGAAGAUGAGUUGCAGUUAACGGAUGAAGAUGAAGAAGCACUCUUAGCGGUCGCCAGUACAAGCAACAAAGUAAUUUGUAAAACGACACCGAUUAAGUUGAAGAAGAUCAAGCAUGAACCGAAGACGCGUUUCUCGGAGAUCGACGUUGUCAAUCUCAGUGACAACGAGGACGGGAUAUUUCCGUAUUCCCAGCUAUUCGAUAUUAAGUUUGAAGACAAAGUGAAGCAGGAAGUGGAGAUUAAACAAGAAUAUAUCAGCAACGACACCGAGAAAGUCGAGUCGACAGACAUGAACGAUGAGGUCAUUGUAUUGACAGACAGUGAAGACGAUGAUAAUCCAUGGCUGCAACGAUUGUCCAGGAGUCAACUAUUCAACGAAAAUAAGGACGAAUUGAUAGAGAAAGGACAAGAGGAUAAAGUUGCGUCGAUUGUAAAAGAAGAGGUAGAUCUGGGGACUUGGCAAGAAGAUGACGUUUCGAAGAUGAUACAGGAUACGAUACCGAGUACUUCCAAAGACUUGAACGAAAUGGCUGACGUUGGUAUUUCCGAAGAGUCUGUCCGCAAAGAAAUACCUCGCGAACGUACAACUACAAGCACUGCCGACGACAACAAUACUAAUUUAUUAGCGGCGGGAAUGAGCGAGAUGGAUGUAGAUAAUGCUGAUUUAUCCAACGAACCUAAUUCAGAAAGCAUUGAUCAUGCAGCUAAACAGAAAACAGAUGCUAAGCAAAGUGCAGAGUCACACAAACAGACAGAAACAUCCAGUAAUAAUACGUCGCCGCUGACCAGUGCGAAACAUAAGUCGAGGUUGGCCAUAGCAACCAAAAGAGCUAUUCCGCUAAUAGAGCCGCCAUAUCUACCUUCAUCAAGAAGAGGCCGACCUAAGAGCAGAGAUCUCAGAGGGGAUUUUAGCAAGGACUCCAACAAGGAUCGAAGUAGUAAAGCAUCCAAGAUACCCGGAAACGAGGAGAAAUUAUCAUCUAACUCAGCAGCGGAGGAAAAGACCCAGAGACUGAAGGAAAAAAUGGAUGAUCACUUUUAUAACAAAGACCAAAGACAAGGCAAAGGGUCGUCCAGAGGCUCGCCCGAUAAUACCUCGUCAAGCAAAUCAUCCAUCUCUAAGAAGGAGAAGAAGAUCAUAGCAGAGGAGAGGAAGGCGAAAUUGAAAAAGAUCGCCGAAGAGACACGCCCCGAGAAUAACAAAAACAUAAAACGUGGCCCCGGUAAACCAAGAGUCAAGAUAACGUUGAAGAAUCGGGGCGACUUUCUGUGCAACGAGCAAGAGGUGCGUGCGCCUAAACCGUCAACGAGCAAAUCCGCGGAGAGAACAAAGCCAAGCAACGACAAGGGCAAUCGUGCAACGUCAGCGCGCGAAGCUGAGUCAGCUGUAACGGAAUCCAUGAUUGACGACGUAGAGGCGAGGAAAUCGCAGAGAGAGGACGCGUUUAAAAAUGCGGCGGAUAACGUUGCUCCAACGCUGAAACACCAGAGCGUUGAAGAUAGAAGCGACGUCACUGCAGCGACGGUGUCGGAAUUGCCCGACAAAUCUGAAGAAUGUUCUUCUGCCUUGAAGAACAAUCACUCGGUGAAGCUGACGAAAACGAAGAAAAACAAAAACGUAUGCUUCUCCGGCGAGGUGGACAUCAGAGAGUACGAAAUCGAGUCGGAGAACACGCUGAAGAAGCUGAUCGGAAAGGACGCGCCGAUACCCACGGAUAAGUUGGUCAGGACUGAGAAGACCCAUCCGGAAUGGAGCCCGAAACUAGAAGAGUACCUGCUACGCAUCUUCAUGUGGAACCCCGUGUGGCUCGAAGAACAGCGCUACCUAAGGAGCGAGCCGCCGAUUGUGCCGCAGGAUGAAUUGCAACCGUUGAAGGUACGUUACGACUCGUUCCGGCACUACUACGAUGUGGUAUUGCCCGUCAUGUUGCUCGAAACUUGGCACACCAUCAACAAGGAGUUCGAGAUGAUCGAAAGAAACGCGAGACAUGUGACCGCGAUGUGCUCCAUUGUCGCAAAUUCCAUCACGCAUGUUCCGAUCCCGGCGACCAACCUGUUCCUGACGAACCUUAUGCUCGAAGUGUUGGUGACGAGAGAAGACCUGGUGAGGCAAAACCACCCCACACUCGGCGAUCUGGUAUCCUUCGAGUACGUUAUGUAUGCGAACGGUAGGCAGACCUUCCACAAAGUGUUUGCGUACAUCAUCCACAAACACGAAUCGGUCAUCACGGAAUUCACACGUUACAACGAGGAUUUGAGGCAGUACGUGAGCAACCCGUACCAAGUGAUAACGUACAACAUACAAACGCGGCCUAUCGAAUGCAAUAUCCUUCUAAACAGGGUGCACAGAGUUCGCACGGUCAUGUAUCUACGGGCAAACAUGAGGAUGGUGCAGGCGCUGCAGUACUUCCCUCAGUCGCCCCUCUCAGAGUUGAUCUUGAGGCCGAAUGUCCACGAGUACCAACUGCCGCCGUUGAACUCAUCGUUGACGUGCAACUCGCUCAUCACGGAGGACAAGCUGAACCAGAAGCAGCUGGAGGCGGUAUUCAGAGUGACGGACGCUGUGAUGAAGAAGCAGGCUAAGCUGUGCCUGAUUCAGGGCCCACCAGGAACGGGCAAGUCCAAGGUGAUCGUGAACCUGGUGGCGCAGAUAUUGUACGGCGAGCGAGAACACAGUAACGCGAGUGAGAAGAACAAGAUUCUACUUUGCGCCCCGUCCAACGCCGCCAUCGACGAGAUCGUGACGAGGCUGUUGGUCAUUAGGUCGUAUCUGAAGCAGAAGUACAAUUAUACGUUUAAUCUGGUGCGCUUCGGCCGACCUGAGCAUAUGCAUCCCUUGGCGAAAAACAUUUCUGCACCGGAACUAGCGAGACGGCACUUGCGGAAGUUCACGGAGAGCGUGGUUUGCUGGUCGAGCAACAGUACGACUAACCGUAUGUCGGAGAAGACCAAGCUGGAGCGGCAGAUAGACUUGUUGCAGGCUACGCUUCGUAACCCGGCGAGCCUGUCGGAGGCGAGGAGGAGGGAAAUCAAGAGGAAACUAACCGAUGCGUCCUCAAGAUACGAAUUGUUGCUGACCGGCAAGCUAUUCGAAGAGAUCGAUCAGAAGGACCGCAACAAGUUCCAACGGCCGUCCGAGGACGUAAUCCUCGCGGGCGCCGAUAUAAUCGCUUGCACACUCUCGUCCUGCUACACUAAUCAGAUGGAAUCCAUCUUCGGCGCCAACAGGGAGAAGCUGUCUGUCUGCAUCGUCGACGAAGCGACUCAAAGUUGCGAAGCGGAGACCCUGAUACCAUUGAUGUUGGGGGUGAAUACUCUGGUCUUGGUGGGCGAUCCGAACCAGCUACCAGCGACUAUAUUGAGCCAACGCGCGAAGAAACUGGGACUGGAUCAGUCCAUUUUCUCGCGGAUGCAGCGCGCCUUCACGUCGCAAACGAACAAUCCAAUAAUAAUGUUGGACACGCAGUAUCGUAUGGCGUAUUCCAUCUCCUAUUGGCCGAACAGAUAUUUCUACGAUUGCAAGUUGAAGAACGCCACAGAGCUUAGAAUAUCAUUCCCCUUCCAUCCUUACAGAGUGCUGUCUCACAAUUCCGUGCAGAACAACGACAGGUUCUCCAACACCACCGAGGCGGAAUUCGUGUCGAAUAUGAUCUACGCCAUGCUGAUAUACGCCAAGUGGGAAGACACGAACGAGCCGGUGACUCUUGGUGUCCUCACACCGUAUAACAACCAAAGAACCGUCGUACUGAAUAAGAUAAACGAAAAGAUAUCUAACUUGCCGGAGAACAUGAGAAAGAAGAUUGCGUACGAAGUUAAUACAGUCGAUAGCUUCCAAGGCCAAGAGCGAGAUAUCAUCAUAAUGUCUUGCGUGAGAAGCCACGGCAUCGGAUUCAUGUCCGACAAACAGAGGCUCUGCGUGGCCCUUACAAGGGCUAAGCAUAGUUUGAUACUGUGCGGCAAUUUCAACACGUUUAUGAAGGAUCAGAUGUGGAAUUCGUUGUUGUCCGAUGCGAGGUCCCGUGGAGUUUUAUGUAACGUCGAUGCCAACGCGACGUCCACCAUCAUCAAGCCAUUCAUCGUGAAAUGAGGAACUCGCCCGUUUUGUGUAACGUUGAUGCUGACGACGCGACAUCCACCACCAAGUCCAUGUCACUAAGCCGUUCAUUCACUGGUGAAUGAGGGGACUCAUUACUUGUGUUCGAUGUACCUAUAUUGCGUCUGUUUUAUAUAUGUCGUAUCUGUACAUCUUGUAAAUAUCUAGCGUUAAGUAUCUAGUGUAAUGUUAAGUUUCCUCCAAGUACGUUAUCAUCCUUUCUGAAAAAAGUGUGCGAGUGCCUUCAGACGGCAGCGCUUCUCACAUAUCCUCCUAUUAGCGGUCGUAUUCCUCGUAGAUUGAAAACUGAUUUUCAUUACACAUGUAUGAGUACACGUCCGAGACUCCAAACAAGGUCUAAUCAUUCUCCAGAGUACUAGAAUUAUUAAUUUCUUUUUUAUAUAUCGCUCUGUCAUACUUGUUAGUGAUUAAUUUCCAAAUGCGAUGAAUUCUUCGACCCGGCUCGUCUCGAGAGAUAUUUCAUUGUCGCAAAAUUGAACAUUUCGCAAAGAAUUCUUAGCUUAGUGAUACUUUCGUUACCGCACGUCGCACAAGUGUGUGUGUGUGUGUGUGUGUGUGUGUGUGUGUGUGUGUAUGUGUGUGUGUGUGUGUGUGUGUAUGACGUGCCGAUUCUUAUAGAAGACCGACGUUUUGUAUAUGUGACAACAAUCAUUUUUCGCUUUACUUUUGCCAACAACUUAAGUUAUCGUUAAUAUAGAUCUGGUUUUAUGCUUUUACAUGAGAAAAACAACAACGAGUGUACUUUGUAGCGGACAGUUUCCCAGAUGAACGAACGGUAGUAAUGGUGCCGAGUCAUUCUUGUAUAUUCCGAAGAAACUCUGGUUACACAUGUAUAAUUUUCAGAAAAGUUCUUCAUAUCUAUUUCCUUUGAUUAAAUCUUUAGAGGAACAAAUUGUACCUCGUCUCCGUUAAGAAAAGAAAAAACAAACGGAAUGUAAUCAUUAAUUCAAUCGACGAAUCUGUAGACGGAAAAAUCUGAAUGCCGUGUAUCAUGUAAGAACGUUGAAUGGACCGCGUAAACUUUGACCAAUCGAUCGGUUUCUCUGCUGCACAAACGCUCCUAAGUACGCUUCCCUCUGAUUCACCAAACGAACAACGUUUGUUCGUUUUCGAAGAGAACUUUUUCUUUUGACCAAAAGGAAUAAGCAAAUUUCCAUGGAUUGUAACUCUCAUAAAAAUGAUGACAAGGAGAGAUGGUUCCAGAAGUACUGUAAAACUGAAAGUCUCUACAUUACGCAUUUUCGUAUUUUUUCAAGUAUAAAGUUUCUUUUUAUAUAUUUACACGAAUGUAACUCGAGAUUCAUCGAACGCUCAAAUUUUUGGUCAAAUUUGUCGAGUUGUACCGUGUAAAUAAAACAUCAUACAAAUAUGGCAUUUAUGUUAUUUAAAAACGCAAGCUUCUUUAAUUUGCAUUUGUAUAUGGAUAUGGAUUGCGGUUGGAUAUUUCUUCAUUCAGUUAUUUAUUUGAAGCGAAAACUGUCUUUUUGCUC
Harpegnathos saltator (Jerdon's jumping ant) is the source of this 6645-nucleotide messenger RNA. RefSeq names its product probable helicase senataxin (gene Setx). Lineage: Eukaryota; Metazoa; Arthropoda; Insecta; Hymenoptera; Formicidae. Gene Ontology annotation, cellular component: nuclear body. Bases 101 to 5128 code for a protein of 1675 amino acids. Gene Ontology annotation, biological process: termination of RNA polymerase II transcription. The transcript has 7 exons. The record is from RefSeq and is a predicted model, not a curated record. Gene Ontology annotation, molecular function: transcription termination site sequence-specific DNA binding; protein binding; helicase activity.